Peromyscus leucopus (white-footed mouse) is the source of this 1221-nucleotide messenger RNA. It is a transcript of the gene Rab24, whose product is annotated as RAB24, member RAS oncogene family. The record is from RefSeq and is a predicted model, not a curated record. Lineage: Eukaryota; Metazoa; Chordata; Mammalia; Rodentia; Cricetidae. Gene Ontology annotation, molecular function: GTPase activity; GTP binding. Bases 316 to 927 code for a protein of 203 amino acids. The transcript is spliced from 8 exons.
GUGACCGGACGUCCCGCCUCUUGUCGUCCAGUCCCGGAGGUGCGGGUUGAAGUUAGCUGCAGGGACCUCGGUUUCUGUCGGUAACCCCGGCGCAGCGGAGCCGCAGUUGCAGUCGCGCGGGUGAGCGGCGUCGGGCCCGGCGGCGCGGUGGAGGGCGCUGUCCGCGUCCCCGCGCCGCGGCUUUGCAAGGGACGGAGCGCCCCGGGCCGAGGCGCCGGGGCCCUGCGAGGUGCGAGGCCCUUGGGGUUAGUGUCUGAGGCUUGGACUCUGCCUGGGCCGCGCAGACCCUGACGUGGGUGAGGCGGCUCCGGGAGCAUGAGCGGGCAGCGCGUGGACGUCAAGGUGGUUAUGCUCGGCAAGGAAUACGUGGGCAAGACGAGCCUAGUGGAACGAUACGUGCACGACCGCUUCUUGGUGGGCCCCUAUCAGAACACCAUCGGGGCUGCCUUCGUGGCCAAGGUGAUGUGCGUUGGAGACCGGACGGUGACUCUGGGUAUUUGGGACACAGCAGGAUCUGAGCGCUACGAAGCCAUGAGCAGAAUCUAUUACCGGGGUGCCAAAGCUGCCAUUGUCUGUUAUGACCUCACCGACAGCAGCAGCUUUGAGAGAGCGAAGUUCUGGGUGAAGGAGCUACGCAGUUUAGAAGAGGGCUGUCAAAUCUACCUGUGUGGCACCAAGAGUGACCUGCUGGAGGAAGACAGGCGGCGCCGUCGUGUAGACUUCCAUGAUGUCCAAGACUAUGCAGAUAAUAUCAAAGCCCAGCUCUUUGAAACAUCCAGCAAGACAGGCCAGAGUGUGGACGAGCUCUUCCAGAAAGUGGCAGAGGAUUACGUCAGUGUGGCUGCUUUCCAGGUGAUGACAGAGGACAAAGGUGUGGAUCUGAGCCAGAAGGCAAACCCUUACUUCUACAGCUGUUGUCAUCACUGAGUCACGAUUCAUCUGGCCUGGGAGAAUUAAAUGAAUUCCCCAGAGGGGCUGGACCCAAUCCUUGUCUGGGCUGGCGUGGUCAAGUGUCUGAGCUACUCCAGGUGCCCAUGGCAGCAGAGGUGGCACCUGCCUGUGCUGGCCCAUGGAACGGAGGCAGUGUUGGGCAGACUGUGGGCAUGAAGAGGGAUAAGGGCUGAUUUUAAUCCCAGGCUUCUGUCCUGGACAGAACUUCUGUCCACAGAUUAUUUAAGUAGCUUCUGAACUGUAAAUAAAAUUGAUGCACUGUGACUCAGA